GCGGGGGCGGGGCCCGGCCGCCGCGGGGCCUCCUGACUUCCCCAGGGCGGUCGCUGACGCGCCUGGCAGCUCCCUGAAUCGCCUUCGGUGCGGGAGCUGUGGCGACUGGUCCCUGCAGCUGCCCUCCUCGCCUCUCCUCCUCUGAGGCUCCGACCUCGGCAGCCCUUACGGCUCUUGGCGUCUCCACUGGCGCCACCGUCAGGCCCGCGGGCCGCGGUGCCCAUGAGAACGCGGGCCCCGCCGCCGCCUUUGCGGCGUCUCCGUAGUCCCGGAGCGCCCCGAGCCGGCGGGGGCAUGGACGCGGCAUGAACGCGGAGCCGCCACCCGAGCCACAGAAGACCGCGGCGUCGGAGCCCGAGGUGGGAGCCAUGCCGGAGAAGCGCGCGGGCGCGCGGUCCCCUGGCGGCAGCACGCUGCAAGGCUUCGGCCGACCAAGUGUAUACCAUGCUGCUAUUGUCAUCUUCCUUGAAUUCUUUGCAUGGGGCUUAUUGACAACUCCAACAUUAACUGUUCUACAUGAAACAUUUCCUCAACACACAUUCCUCAUGAAUGGUCUCAUUCAAGGUGUAAAGGGCCUGCUCUCUUUUCUGAGUGCCCCACUCAUAGGCGCUCUGUCUGAUGUGUGGGGGAGGAAGCCCUUUCUCCUUGCCACUGUCUUCUUCACCUGCUUCCCAAUUCCACUGAUGAGGAUCAGCCCAUGGUGGUAUUUUGCAAUGAUUUCCAUGUCUGGAGUCUUCUCAGUCACGUUCUCUGUGAUAUUUGCCUAUGUAGCUGAUGUUACUCAGGAGCAUGAGCGAAGUACUGCUUAUGGAUGGGUCUCAGCUACAUUUGCGGCCAGUCUGGUCAGCAGCCCAGCCAUUGGAGCAUACCUCUCUGCCAGUUAUGGAGACAGCCUCGUUGUGCUGGUGGCCACAGUGGUGGCUCUUCUGGACAUCUGCUUCAUCUUAUUGGCUGUUCCAGAAUCUUUGCCAGAGAAAAUGAGACCUCUCUCCUGGGGAGCGCACAUUUCUUGGAGACAAGCAGAUCCUUUUGCGUCACUGAAGAAAGUUGGAAAAGAUUCUACUGUCUUACUAAUCUGCAUCACCGUUUUUCUUUCAUACCUUCCUGAAGCUGGACAGUAUUCAAGUUUUUUUCUCUAUCUCAGGCAGGUCAUAGGUUUUGGAUCUGUCAAAAUUACAGCAUUCAUAGCUAUGGUAGGAAUUCUGUCUAUUGUGGCUCAGACAGUCUUUCUUAGCAUCUUGAUGAAAUCAUUAGGGAAGAAGAACACUGUCCUCCUUGGUUUGGGCUUCCAGAUGUUCCAGUUAGCCUGGUAUGGUUUUGGAUCUCAGGCAUGGAUGAUGUGGGCAGCUGGGACCGUAGCUGCGAUGUCGAGCAUUACAUUUCCAGCUGUCAGUGCCCUUGUCUCUGGGAAUGCAGAGUCAGACCAGCAAGGAGUUGCCCAGGGGAUCAUAACUGGAAUAAGAGGACUGUGUAAUGGCCUAGGGCCGGCCCUGUAUGGCUUCAUUUUCUACAUGUUCCACGUGGAACUGACUGAGUUGGAACCAGAAUUGAAUUCUAACAAUGCUGCCCUGCAGGGAGCUGUCAUCCCAGGCCCACCGUUUUUAUUUGGGGCAUGUAUAGUUCUUAUGUCUUUUCUGGUUGCCUUAUUCAUCCCUGAAUACAGUAAAGGCAAUGGAACUCAAAAACAUAGCAACAGCAUCAGCGGCUGCCUGACCAACACUCCAGAACGGGGCAAUAACGAGGACAUUGAGCCACUGCUGCAGGACAGCAGCAUUUGGGAGCUCUCUUCCCUCGAGGAGCCUGGGAAUCUUUGCAGAAAGAGGGAUUCUGUAGACGCCAUCUCUGAGAGCCACGGAGAAGCCACACCACAUGGAGACUUUAAGGUGCUGGAAGGGAGAUACUAGUAACAUCCUCCAGGAUCUAGCUUGAGAAGGAACCACCCCUAUCCCUUUGUCUCCCUCCUCUUCCUCUUCCUUUUCUGUCAUUCUUUUUCUUUUGUUGAUACAUUAGGGCAAGUUAAGAUUUGAAAUACUUUUCUGAAAAUAAUAUGCAACCCUCAAAGUUAUCUGGAGUCCAUACUUUGAAACUCAAGUAGAAAUCAUUCCUGGGAGUUCCCUUGUGGCUCAGCAGGUUCAGGAUCUGGGUGUGGCCAAAUAAAAAGAAAAAAAGAAAAAAUCAUCUAUAGUAGAAAGGAUAGCUUUCCUUUAGUAACUUUCAGAAUGAGAGUGACCAUGUCCUCUUCAGGAGAAAGGAUUGUAGUGCAACUCCCAUCUCUGACAAAAUUUGAGAUACAGAAUCUCAUAUUUUCUUCCUUCCUGUUUCUCUGACCUGUACCCAUUUAGCCCAUGGAUGUUUAUGAGUGGUUGCUCCAAGAGCCACUCAGUAUCAGGGAUCUACUGUCUUUGUUCAAAGGUCAGGCAGAAAUCUAGUCUUACUCUCCUUUCCUUCUCUCUCUACUUCCUCUUCUUGGUUAGAAUGAACUUCAGCAUAUACACCUCUGAACAGUGAUAGUAUGAUCAGUGAUUACCUUUACCAGAUGAAGGGAAGUUGUUUUUUUUUUUUAAUAAAUUUAAAUCAUGAAGAACAAGCACCUCAGAUUCCUGGACCGAUUGUCUUGGUCGAUCCAAGGUGAUUUAAACACAUCAAGCAUUCCGGUGGCAACAUAGAAAUUGGAGAGUGCUUUUAAGAAAGUUUUCUACAAUGUUAACAUUCCUGAGUGAGGAUGAGGAUGAGAGUUAGUACCUGGAUACCAGUCGAGUUUAUAGACAUGUUUAGACUCAUGUGAUGCAUUAUUACUCUUUGCUCCCACACAUGUCUCCUGUGUCCCACUUUUCAGUGUUUCUCAUCCGUCACACCCCUGCCUUAACUACUCUAUGUAGGCACUUGUUUUCAGUCAGUCUUUAUUUUCAUCUGUUUAUCUGCCUUUUGGAUCUCAUGGGAAUAUGCACAGUAAAUUCCUUUCUAAAAUAUGAUGGUUUAAGAAGCUCAGUGUCACAAUAAGUGUCUUGCUAAUUUUUUGAGAUGUUUUAUGGACAAAGAAAACUUUACAGAUUUAUAUGUAUUUUGCUGUACCAGUAAGUGGACCAUUAACUAGGGCCCAUCUUUAACAAAGCACUCCUUUGGAAGUUUUAUAGAUAAGAAAUAUAUGUAGAUAUUCGUAAGAAGUUUUAAUUUUUUUGACGGGGUGCUGUGUAAAUCUUGUAUUUAUAAAUGUAAUGAAGGUAUUGACAGAAAAAAUAUAUACAACUUUUAUAAAGGAUUGUGUACUGACUGAAUACAUUUAAAAGAAAAUAUAUUUUGAAACCUGUUCUGCCAUGAACAAAGAUAACAUAUCUUUUUACUAUGCUGUUGGUUUUUAAGUUAAGCUUCCUAAUGCAUAAUAAAUUUGCGAUGGAUAUUUUUA
Molecule: messenger RNA, 3403 nt
Organism: Phacochoerus africanus (Common warthog)
Lineage: Eukaryota; Metazoa; Chordata; Mammalia; Artiodactyla; Suidae
Gene: SLC71A2
Product: major facilitator superfamily domain containing 14B
Exons: 12
Coding region: 306-1904 (532 amino acids)
Biological process (GO): transmembrane transport
Cellular component (GO): membrane
Molecular function (GO): transmembrane transporter activity
Source: RefSeq, a predicted model, not a curated record